Molecule: messenger RNA, 1781 nt
Organism: Scatophagus argus
Lineage: Eukaryota; Metazoa; Chordata; Actinopteri; Scatophagidae
Product: holocytochrome c-type synthase
Exons: 8
Coding region: 144-989 (281 amino acids)
Biological process (GO): cytochrome c-heme linkage
Cellular component (GO): mitochondrion
Molecular function (GO): holocytochrome-c synthase activity
Source: RefSeq, a predicted model, not a curated record
UAAUGACGUAAACGGUUACGAACAGCACACGUAACACACAGUUGCGCAACUGCUUUUGGGUAACAUAUUCGGGUCUGUCCUGCACGUUGACAUUGGAACAGUAACCUGACAGGAGAACACUGAGCUGACUUCUACAGGGCAGUAUGGGAGCCUCCUCAUCCGCACCUGCUGCUCCUUCAGUCAGGGCAGAGGCCAUGAUGGCUGCCCCUCCUCAGGGUUGCCCCAUGCACCAAGAAUCAAAGCCUGCCAAAGUGUCUCCACCUUCCGAGUGUCCCAUGCAUCAAGCUCAGCCUGUAAAAGCGUCUCCUCCAUCAGAAUGUCCGAUGCAUCAAGCAACAGCAGGUCCAGCUCACCAAGAACGGGCCUAUGAGUUUGUGGAGUGUCCCAUGAGAGCUUCUGCGAGCGCGAAGAGUGACAUUGACCCAGCAAAUAUGAUGCCUCCUCCCAACCAAAGUCCAGCUCCUGACCAGCCCUUCAAGCUGUCCACCACCCGAGAGGAGUCCACCAUUCCCCGCCACAACGCAGACAAGAACUGGGUUUACCCGUCGGAGCAGAUGUUCUGGAACGCCAUGCUGCGGAAAGGGUGGCGCUGGCGUGAAGAUGACCUCGCUGCUGGAGAUAUGACCAACAUCAUUAAAAUCCACAACAUCAACAACGAGCAGGCUUGGCAGGAGAUCCUCAAAUGGGAGGCCAUGCAUGCAGGUGAAUGUCCAUGUGGGCCUACCUUGAAGAGGUUUGGUGGGAAAGCCAAAGAGUAUUCACCCAGGGCUCGCUUCCGCCACUGGAUGGGCUAUGAGCUGCCUUUUGAUCGCCACGACUGGAUCAUUGACCGCUGCGGGAAGGAGGUGCGCUACGUCAUUGACUACUAUGAUGGUGAGAUCAACAAGGACACCUACCAGUUCUCCAUCCUGGAUGUACGCCCCGCUUUUGACUCCAUAGAAGCCGUCUGGGACCGCAUGAAGGUGGCCUGGUGGCGCUGGACCUCCUAAAGGACUCAUGCACACACGUAGUUUGCUGUGUGAAUUCAAACACACACGCAUACGAGGACUGUGAAACCGGCCGCCCCCACUUAUUUCAGCUCCAUACAAGAAACGUGAUGCUGUAAAAAGAAAAUGUAAACAGGACUCAUGAAGCAAAUGACAUGGACUGAGACUUUGUUAGUGUUAUCAGAACCUCAGGCUAUAUGAAGCUUCAUCUGCUAAUCAUAUUCAAUUCUGUGGAUUUUUGGGUUUGCAUUGCAGAUCUUUAAAACGACAUGUCCAUUUAAGCCAGUGGAAGUGUUCCUCAGACAGAUCACAUGUAUAUUGCACUGCCUGAAGGAACACUCUACCACUUUUCGAAAUGAACUGAAAGUUAAGAGAAAUACCACGUGACAGAUGUGUAAUGUCCUGUGUAGCCUUGGAUGAGCUUUGCCAGGUCUGAGAAAAUGUCCCUCAUGUUAUCAUUGUGACAUCAUUAGGGUUAUUUCAGCUUGGAGACUACAGCAUAGCAAACUGCACAUGCUGAGUUUAAAAUGUGUGGGUCAGAUGGGGAAGGUCGAAAGACACAUGCUGUUGUUUUGUAUUAUGGGAACUGUAGGAUCCAGUACUUUUGGUCUCGUUUUAUACUAGGGACUAAACAUUAGGAUACUGUAUCCUCUUGGAAUCACACAUUGCAUAUAAGGAAUUACAAGACUAAAUUGCUGGACUACCCCUUUAAUUUGAAAGUAGUGAACUGGUGUCCACAUGUUUUAAAUUUUAAAGCUGUGGAGACUUCAUUCUUGUGGUUUAUGCAGACCCCUG